Kogia breviceps (pygmy sperm whale) is the source of this 1849-nucleotide messenger RNA. It is a transcript of the gene BCO1, whose product is annotated as beta-carotene oxygenase 1. Gene Ontology annotation, molecular function: carotenoid dioxygenase activity; beta-carotene 15,15'-dioxygenase activity. NCBI's taxonomy places the organism in Eukaryota, Metazoa, Chordata, Mammalia, Artiodactyla, Physeteridae. The record is from RefSeq and is a predicted model, not a curated record. Gene Ontology annotation, biological process: carotene catabolic process; retinal metabolic process.
AAGACAAGGAGGGGCCAGGAGCCGUCGCCUUGAACACAGAGGAGCGUCUGUUCACUGUUAAUACCACUCUUGCUCAUCGCCCUGCACGAUGGAUAUAAUAUUUGGCAGAAAUAAGAAGGAACAACUGGAGCCUUUGAGGGCCAGAGUGACAGGCAGGAUUCCAGCAUGGCUGCAGGGGACCCUGCUCCGCAACGGGCCUGGGAUGCACACGGUGGGUGAGACCAGAUACAACCACUGGUUCGAUGGCCUGGCCUUGCUCCACAGCUUCACAAUCAGAGACGGUGAAGUCUAUUACAGGAGCAAAUACCUGAGAAGUGAUACCUACAAUGCCAAUAUUGAAGCGAACAGGAUUGUGGUGUCGGAAUUUGGAACAAUGGCCUAUUCGGACCCCUGCAAAAACAUAUUUUCCAAAGCUUUCUCCUACCUGUCCCACACCAUCCCUGAUUUCACAGACAACUGUCUGAUCAACAUCAUGAAGUGUGGAGAAGACCUCUAUGCAACCAUGGAGACCAAUUACAUCAGGAAAAUCAACCCCCAGACCCUGGAAACCCUGGAGAAGGUUGAUUAUCGUAAACACGUGGCUGUAAAUCUGGCAACAUCACAUCCUCAUUACGAUGACGCUGGAAAUGCUCUCAACAUUGGCACGUCCUUCGUGGACAAGGGGAAGACAAAAUAUGUGAUCUUAAAAUCCCUGCCAGCAUCCCUCCCACCAGGCGGGAAGAAGGGGCUGAGCCCCCUGAAACACAUGGAGGUGUUCUGUUCCAUCACCUCCCACUCGCUCCUCUCCCCGAGCUAUUACCACAGCUUCGGAGUCACCGAGAGCUACAUCGUUUUCCUCGAGCAGCCUUUCAAGAUGGAUAUCCUCAAGAUGGCAACCGCCUACAUGCGGGGCGUGAGCUGGGCUUCCUGCCUGGCUUUCCACAGGGAGGACCAGACUUACAUUCACAUCAUUGACCAAAGGACGAGGAAGCCCGUGCUGACCAAAUUUUACACGGACCCCAUGGUGGUGUUUCAUCACGUCAACGCCUAUGAAGAGGACGGCUGCCUUCUGUUCGAUGUCAUUGCCUACGAGGACGGCAGCCUUUACCAGCGCUUCUACUUGGCCAGCCUGGACAAGGUCCAGGAGAACUCCAGGCUCACCUCCAUCCCAGCCCUCACGAGGUCUGCAGUGCCCCUCCACGUGGACAAGAAUGCAGAGGCGGGCUCCAAUUUAAUCAAACUGUCAUCUACAACAGCAAGAGCCCUGAAGGAAAAAGAGGACCAAGUCUACUGCCAGCCGGAGUUGCUUUAUGAAGGUUUAGAGCUGCCUCGGAUCAAUUAUGCUCACAAUGGGAAGCGAUACCGCUAUGUCUUUGCUGCUGAAGUCCAGUGGAGCCCCAUCCCAACCAAGAUAAUAAAGUACGACAUUCUCACGAAGUCAUCCUUGAAGUGGGGAGAGGUGCGCUGCUGGCCGGCAGAGCCGGUGUUCGUGCCCACACCGGGUGCCGAGGACGAGGAUCACGGGAUUAUCUUAUCAGCCAUUGUCUCUACCGAUCCCCAGAAGCUGCCUUUUCUGCUGGUUCUGGAUGCCAAAACUUGUACAGAAUUGGCUCGUGCCUCCGUUGAUGUAGAGAUGCACCUGGAUCUCCAUGGGCUGUUCAUCCCAGGUGCCAACUGGAACGCGGGGAAGCAGGCCCCUUCCCGGGAGGGGCGGGACAGGGCUGCUGAGCGCCGUGUGGCCCCAAGGCCUGACAGGGUGGGGGCCUGGGCCCUGGAGAACAGCUCCACCAGACUCAAGGGUGGUCCUUCCCUGGGUGGGGGGCGGGGCCCUUCAUUUUAUCUUGCACUUAUUCUUUCCAUGCUCUUCUAA